Messenger RNA from Scedosporium apiospermum, 1551 nucleotides. RefSeq lists its product as uncharacterized. The transcript is spliced from 3 exons. Gene Ontology annotation, molecular function: FAD binding. The record is from RefSeq and is a predicted model, not a curated record. NCBI's taxonomy places the organism in Eukaryota, Fungi, Ascomycota, Sordariomycetes, Microascales, Microascaceae. The coding region runs from base 1 to 1551 and encodes 516 amino acids.
AUGCGUCGAUCCUACCUAAAUUGCUCUCAGAUGCUGCGUCUCCUCCUUUCGCUCCUGGUGGCGGCGAGCGCUGGUGUAGUAGGUCAUUCGCGGAAUCCCUCCAUCUGCGAGCUUGUCGAUGCCCAAUUGCCUGGUCGCGUUUCCUAUCCCGGCACCGCCGGCUACAACAAUUCACAGAAGGCCUACUUUGCCGGCCAAGAGAGAGAUCUGAGCCCCGGAUGCGUCUUCAGGCCCACCAACACGGAUGACGUCUCACGGUUCGUCAAGCUGGUGGGCUCCGAACGGCAGUCCGGCAGGUCUCCUCGCGGUAGUCGCCCUUCAUCCCCCAAGUUCGCUGUCCGGGCUGGAGGGCACAGUCUCUGGGCCGGAGCGGCAAACAUGAAUGGCGGCAUAACCGUCGAUCUACGUUCCCUCAACUCGGUGGUCGUCAGCGAUGACGGGGCCGUGGCGAGAAUUGGCGGCGGCGCCGUUUACAGCAGCGAUGUCUUCCCAGAAGUUGUCAAGCAUAACGUCACUGUCAUGGGAGGCCGGAUCCCAGGAAUUGGGGUUGGAGGCUUCACCACAGCAGGUGGUAUGACGUUCCUAUCCCGGAGAAACGGCUGGACCUGCGAUAACGUCUACGGCUACGAAGUGGUUCUUGCCAGCGGCGAAGUUGUCUAUGCCACAGCCAGCUCCUCUCCAGAUCUCUGGCUCGCGCUCAAGGGCGGCUCGAGCAACUUUGGCAUCGUAACGCGCUUCGAUGUGGCUGCAUUCCCCCAGGACCUGAUGUGGGGAGGCGUCAUCCUCUUCAACUACUCACAGAGUGUUCUGGAAGGUCACGCCGAGGCAUUCAGCAACUUCAUGCGGCCCGAGAACUUCGAUGAUCUGGCCAUGAUGUCCAUCAUUUUCGGCUUCACCAAUGCUGGUGGGUCGCCGACGUUUUCUGUCUCGGACGCCAUCUUUUACAGCGACGGCGUCGAAUUUCCCCCAGUUUACCAGAACUUCACUUCGAUGCCGGGCAUUCUGCCUGUCAACACCCUGGCACUCAACAACGUGGCAGAUCUGGUGAACGGGUUCGGCGCGGUGCUUCCGCAGAGUGUUGAUCGCAUCUACGAGCUCGUCUACUCCUUUAAAACUUCCGACGCGGCCCUCUACAAACAGCUGUUCCGGGCUUGGGAGAAGUGGACAGACACAAUUGCCGAUAUCCAGGGUGUCAGCGUGCAGUAUCUGAUCCAGCCGCUCCCCGUGACCAACGGCACCAAUUCCCUGGGGCUGACGCCUAAUGCAAAAGACGGUGUGACAGUCUGCAUAACGGCGACCUACCCGAACGCGGCCGAUGAUAAGGUGGUGGAGAAGCGCGUCAAGGCGUUCCUGGAAGGGCAGGUCAAGAUCCUCCGCAAGAAAGAUUUGUUCAUACCGUUCCAGUAUCUCGGGUACGCCGACAAGUCGCAGGAUCCGAUUGGCAGUUACGGGAGGGCGAUCAAAAGGCAGCUGCAGGCCGUGAGUAGGAAGUAUGACCCCAACGGUUUAUUCCAGGAUGGUAUCUCUGGCUCGUUCAAGGUCUUUGCGUAA